AUGCCGAGCAGGCACACCGACACGUUCCCCGAAAGCCAGGCGACCUUUGCCGACGCCUACGCCGCGGCGAACAAGCACGUCACUGACAAGGCCAACAAGAAGAAGGACGCGCUGCUCACUCGCGCCGAGACGGGUCUUGCCAAGGUCUAUGCACACGCUGUUGGCGUGACGGGACGCGACGAGCUCGAGGCACGCUACACCAAGCUCCGCGCCGACCUCGCGGCCCAAGAUGCCAUCAUCGCCAAGGCAUGCGAUAACCUCGCGUUGCUCAGUGCCGAGAUGGAGGACGUCAUUGCCGAGGUGGCAAGCCAAGUGAGCGACGAGGUGGAGCGCAGCGCUGCUGUUGCCGGGGGAUGCCUGUCGGCGCUCAAGGAGGAGGCGGCGAACGAGAAGGGCGCUCAGGGCGGGCUCGGUGCUCGUAACAGCUCAUGA
This is a messenger RNA of Apiotrichum porosum, 432 nucleotides long. RefSeq lists its product as uncharacterized. The transcript is spliced from 6 exons. NCBI's taxonomy places the organism in Eukaryota, Fungi, Basidiomycota, Tremellomycetes, Trichosporonales, Trichosporonaceae. Bases 1 to 432 code for a protein of 143 amino acids. The record is from RefSeq and is a predicted model, not a curated record.